AUGGUCACGAGGCGUAGAAAUAUGCAGAAAGCACAGCCUAGCGCAUCACAGCCUCAAAAGGAAGUGAAAAAGUCUAAAGAAUGUAGAGAUGUCUCUGGGGUCCUCCUCCUCACUGGUCUCUACAUCCUCCAGGGUAUUCCUCUAGGUUUGGCUUCCGCAGUACCCUUUCUGCUACAGUCGGACGAGCACACAGCAAGCUACCGCUAUCAGGCCAUCUUUUCUUGGGUCUUCUGGCCUUUCUCCCUCAAACUCGCCUGGGCGCCGUUUGUCGAUGCCCUCUACGUACCACGCCUGGGUCGACGCAAGACCUGGCUCCUGCCAGUGCAGUAUGCCCUGGGCGUUGACCUCUGCGUCCUCGGCGGUUAUGUGGAUCGAUGGCUAGGCCGACGCGAGGGCGAUCUUUGGGGUCCCUUGGGAGUGGCCGGAGCAGUACAAAUUUGGCCUCUCACUGCUGCCUUCUUUGGGCUUACGCUGCUGGCAGCGACACAGGACAUUGUGGUUGAUGGGUGGGCGCUAACGAUGCUUUCUGCAGAGAACGUGGGUUGGGCAUCAACGUGUAAUUCAGUGGGACAGACUAUAGGCUACAUUCUUGGAUUCAUAGUCUUCUUGGCUCUUGAGUCCCCCACCGUCUGCAAUACCUAUUUGCGCACCGUACCGGUGCCAGAUAAAGGGAUAGUCAGCUUUUCCGGCUUCCUAUACAUCUGUGGGAUUGUUUUCAUAGUCUCAACAACCCUGGUAGCCCUUUUCAAACGGGAAAAGGAGUCUACAACACUCAUGGAGGCAGUUCAAUCAUCACAACAGCCACAGCACAACAUGGAGGUGUUUGGUGAUAGUAUUGAAGACGAGUCACAAUGUCUCCUCCUUUCGAAUGGAACUGGGGAGCUGGAAAUUGUACCACAAGCGAUGGUAAUGGAGAGAACCACUGAGACGAGGAAAACCGAGACAUCGAAAUAUCUCACCAUCUGGGAGACGUAUCGUGUUAUGCUGAGGAUUCUGCGGUUGCGACCAGUGCUUCGUUAUAUUACCUUCGUAUUUAUUAUCAAGUUCGUCUUCUCAGCAGCAGAUAGCGUCUUCGGUUUGAAGAUGCUGGAACACGGCGUGUCGAAGGAGCGAAUGGCACUGAUUGGUUCUGCAGUUUUACCUUUGGAAGCCCUUCUGCCAAUCUGCGUCACAUAUUGGAGCAAUGGUCCACGUCCUCUAGGCGUCUUUCUCAACGCUGCGGUACCUAGGUGCAAUUGCGAUCUAUUCGUCCAUGUCAUAUCACCGAGUUAUCCAACAUCUUAUUUGUUUUCUACCCUGUCGUCUUUUAGGGCUUUGAUCUCGCUAUCAGCCGUUGUGAUUGUACAUUACAUAGACUACUUCCGAGUUACUCCAGUCGAAAUGCUAAACGGCACGACUACCGCUUCCUCCUUCUCUACCAGUUUUUAUAUCAUUCUGGUGACUCAAUUCAUCGUCUAUGCAAUCUUUGCGCACACCAUGUUCGUCUGUCAGAUGGCUUUCCACGCUCGUGUUGCGGAUCCAUCUAUUGGUGGAACUUACAUGACUCUUCUAAACACCGCCGCGAACCUUUCUGUUUCUCUGCCGUCCACCCUGAUGCUCUUCCUUGUGGAGCCCCUGACAUGGCGUUCCUGUGACAACGCGUCAAUAAAAGAGGCGAUGGCUGUUGUAAUGUCAUCCAACAAGCAUACAAAUCUCCUGGACACAAAACAGGGAAGGCUGCAGCACCUUGCAGAAAACUUCCUAGCAUCCAAUGCCACCUGCAAGGAUCUUCCUGGUGUAAAGGCCUGUAAAAUGGUAGGAGGUACAUGUCGAACCAUCGCAGACGGCUUCUACAUCGAAGUUGGCUUUUGCUUAUUGGUUGGACUGGUGGCCUAUUUCACAGUACUUCGCCGAAUGGCUUCAACUCUGGACAGCGUGCCUCUUAACGCCUAUCGAAUUCGUCGAAAGUCGGAUGACCCUGACGUUCCAAUCACUGCCACUCGGGCUUGA
Messenger RNA from Echinococcus granulosus, 1989 nucleotides. RefSeq lists its product as hypothetical. Gene Ontology annotation, molecular function: acetyl-CoA transmembrane transporter activity. The transcript is spliced from 6 exons. NCBI's taxonomy places the organism in Eukaryota, Metazoa, Platyhelminthes, Cestoda, Cyclophyllidea, Taeniidae. The coding region runs from base 1 to 1989 and encodes 662 amino acids. The record is from RefSeq and is a predicted model, not a curated record. Gene Ontology annotation, cellular component: membrane.